GCAGGAUCCUUGGAGCAGCCAAUCGACCUUUCUUCAUGGCGCCCGCACAGCUCGCGACCACGCAAUCGACGGCGCACGACCCCGUGUCCAUGGGCGAGUACGUCAUGUCGCCGACGCACCAGAUCAGCCCCGAGUCGCUGCCGCUCUUUGCGACAGCGCCGCCGUCGCCGCUUGCGAUCAAGGACUACAAGGGCACGGGCACGGUCCUCGGGUCGGUCUUUACGCUCACCAACACGAUCCUCGGCUCGGGCACGCUCGCGGUGCCGUUUGCGAUCGCGUCGAGCGGGUGGCUCGCGGGCCUGAUCGUGAUGGUUGGGAUCGCGCUCAUUACGCGCUACUCGGUGUCGCUCCUCAUGCGUGCGAGCGACCUCGCCGGCGACUCGGCCGCCAAGACAUACGAAAGCCUCGGGCACCACACCAUGGGCAAGUACGGCACGUACCUCGCAGAGUUUACCUUUAUCUUUGGCGGCUUUGGCACGCUCACGUCGUACUUUAUCUUCAUCACGGACCUCCUCUGCGCGAUCUUUGGUAUUGCCCAUGCAAACCGGAGCUAUGUCACGCUGCUCUUUACGUUUGGCAUCAUUUUGCCGCUCUCUCUCAGCCGCCGCCUUGGGAAGCUGCGCAUCUCGAGCAUCCUGGCCACGUGCGCCGUCACGUACGUGGUGUGCCUCUUCUUUGCUGUCUACCUCGUCGUGUCGUCGUCGGCGACGUUUACGCCCGUGGCUGUUCCCGCGGUGAACAUUACUUCGACGUCCGUCUACACGGUGACGCUGCUCAUCCAGGCCUUUGCGUGCCACAACACGGCGCUGCCCGUGUACGAAGAGCUCCGCGACCGCAGCCUUGCCCGCAUGAACCGCGCCGUCGUCGGUGCCAUUUCGCUCUCGUUUCUGCUCUACACCGUCAUUGGCUUCUGCGGCGUCUUUACCUUUGGCGACAAGACCAUGGACAAUGUGCUGCUCAACUUUUCACCAGCGUUCCUCGCCGUCUACCCGGGUUUAGAGACACCGCUGUGGCUCGCUCGGCUCUGCAUGGGCGUCGCGCUGCUCUUUUGCGCGCCGAUCGCCAUGUGGCCGUUCCGGUCCUGCGUGCUCUCGGUUGUGCUCCGAGUGACCCACGGCAAGCAGCUCCCGAGCUCGGUCGCGUCCACGACGGUGUACCGCACGACGACGCUGUUGCUGAUCGUGCUCAUUCUCAGCGCCGCCUUGUUUGUUCCGAGCGUCAAAAUUCCGCUGAGUAUCGUGGGCUCGGUCGCGGGCUCGCUCAUCAUCUUUAUCAUGCCGUCGCUCUUCUACAUGCUGCAGCUGGACGACCGCCCGCUGCUGUCGUGGCGCAACCUCGGGCCGCUGCUCAUGCUCGGCACCGGCAUCUGCGUCGGCGUCCUCUGCUUUAGCAUGACCAUGUACAAGCUCCGGCGCGAGUUUUAUCCGUAAAUAAUCAAGGUAUCGACUCGUCGUUUGGCCGUUCAA
Messenger RNA from Saprolegnia diclina VS20, 1466 nucleotides. RefSeq lists its product as hypothetical. Gene Ontology annotation, biological process: amino acid transmembrane transport. NCBI's taxonomy places the organism in Eukaryota, Oomycota, Saprolegniomycetes, Saprolegniales, Saprolegniaceae. Gene Ontology annotation, molecular function: amino acid transmembrane transporter activity. Bases 36 to 1430 code for a protein of 464 amino acids. The transcript is spliced from 3 exons. The record is from RefSeq and is a predicted model, not a curated record.